This is a messenger RNA of Mya arenaria, 1764 nucleotides long. Its product is annotated as tenascin-like. The coding region runs from base 1 to 1764 and encodes 587 amino acids. The transcript is spliced from 13 exons. Lineage: Eukaryota; Metazoa; Mollusca; Bivalvia; Myida; Myidae. The record is from RefSeq and is a predicted model, not a curated record.
AUGUUCACGAAUGUUGCAUGCUUGGCCGUGCAGUUGCUGAACGUCCAUGGUCUCAAUGUCUUUGACCUGGGCUCUUCAUCAUCUUCAUCAUCACCAUCAUCGUCAUCAUCGGAAGGCCGUAUCAGAAUUAGCCUGUCGGACUUAAUGAGAGACAGCAGCAGCAGCAGCAGCAGCAGUAGUGACAGUAGUAGCGAGGGUAUGAAAAGCACCAGUACCGAUCCUCAUUGCAGCCUGUGUGGCAGUAUUUUAAGUAGUGACGACAGCAGCAGCAGCAGCAGUAGCAGCGAAGGACAUGAUUGCGAUACUAAUGACGGCGGGACGGGCGAUAAUGGCGGUGAUGGUGGUGCUGGUGGUGCUGAUGGUGCUGGAGGUGUUGACGGUGGGAACGGCGGCAGUGGCGGACAGCAUUCUGGCCCUGCUCAUGUCGGCGGCGACUGUUCCGGGUGCGGAAGCUGCUUCGACCCGCAUGCUAUCUGUAAGGAGUACGGCUGUUUCAACAUCUGUAUGUGUGAGCCGGGUUACGCGUUUGUCAAGAACGGAGCCUUUCAAUGUGGACAGUGUCUUCCAGAGUGUUCCUGCGAGGAUGGUCAGGAGUGCGUAAAUGGAGAAUGCGUUCCCGAGUGCGUCGGAUGUGAAGUGCGCAUGCCCGGAGGCGAAUGCGUGGAACUUCUUUACGGAGACGACUGCACGCUGUUCCCUGACGGUUGUUGCCGUGACGAUCUCGCAUGCAUGAGUGGCAUAUGCGAAUGUGUGAACGCGGGUCUCCAAAACGACGAGGAUGAAGACAAGUGUUUGGGUGAUGACCUCGGUGAGCCUUGCGAUGAUAAUGAUGAAACCGACCUAUGCACAAUCAAAAACAAUCGUACCGUGUGUGUCAGUGACGGGGAUGGCAACCCGGUGUGUAGCUGCUCUGAACAAUUCUUUGUAGAAAACGGCAUCUGUGAGUGUUCAUGUGACGAUGGAGAUAGUUGCCCUUGCGCCAAUGGUCAGGAGUGUAUAAAUGGAGAAUGCGUUCCCGAGUGCGUCGGAUGUGAAGUGCGCAUGCCCGGAGGCGAAUGCGUGGAACUCGGUCACGGAGACGACUGCACGCUGUUCCCUGACGGUUGUUGCCGUGACGAUCUCGCAUGCAUGAGUGACAAAUGCGAAUGUGUGAACGCGGGUCUCCAAAACGACGAGGAUGAAGACAAGUGUUUGGGUGAUGACCUCGGUGAGCCUUGCGACGAUGAUGAUGAUGAACCCGACCUAUGCACAAUCAAAAACAGUCUUACCGAAUGUGUCAGUAACGGGGAUGGCAACCCGGUGUGUAGCUGCUCCCAACAAUACACUCUAAAAGACGGCAUCUGUGAGUGCUUAUGCUCCUCGGGAGGUAUCUGUGCAUGCGACGAAGGUCUGGAGUGCGUACAGGACAAUUGCGUUCCCGAAUGCGGCCGAUGUGAAGAGCGCGUGUCCGGAGUUUGUAGUCCACAAUGUAACGAUUCGCAAGUGUGCAAUGAAAAUGAACAGUGUGUAACUCCACUGGCACUAGGCGAUGAAUGUACGGGUACAGGAAGUGCGAAUGCGUGUAUGAGGGAUGAUGGGAUCAAAUGUAGAAGUGGUGACUGUUGUGGAAAUGCAAAUGGAAAUCCUGAUUAUCCAUGCAAUGUGAAGUACUGUGUGUGUGAGACGGAAUGGGGAUACAAGCUAAACGCGUCCCAAACCGGGUGUGAGUUAACUGGAAAUCCAGUAGUACCGAAAGGAAAUUGCGAGGACAUGCUUUACGUCUAA